AAUUAACAUCUAAGAAAAUUAACAGUAAUUCUGUAAUAUAAUUAUUACCAAACACCCCUAAUAAUCCCUGUUUUAUAGGUAUAGUUUUUUUAAAUUCCAGGAAAUAGAUCACAUUUUUAAUGUCCCUUUAUUCUCUAUGAAUCUGGAUUAAUCUCUUCUUUUUUCCUCCAUGGUUUUUGCCCUUUUAAAGAUCAAACCUGUUGUCUUUUAGUGUGUCCCACAUUCUGGAUUUAUCUCUCUUUUUUUUUUAAUGUUAAAUAUUAUUUAUUAUUUGAUGCUCUAUUCUCAUUAUAGUCCUCUUUUUUCUUAAUUAACACUUCAAAAGUUAGUCAGAAUUAUGUGAUAUAUGGUUAAAGGUGGUGAAUCUAAAGUGUUCAAUCUCAUAUCAGAGAAGUGUAUAUAUAAAUGAACAUUUUGAGCCUUCGGAUGUGGUUUUUCUGUAUAAAUAGAGGCUGUGUGCUCAGGCCACUGAUGCUUAGUACAGUUUUGUGUCCUUAUCAAAUUGCAAUUAGAGUCAAUGAAGGAAAUCUGAACCUUUAAAAAUAACUGGCUCCCUUCUAUCCCCUUUCAAAACCAAAUCAGCUUUUCUCAAGCUUAUUCAUGUACCUGAUUCACUCACAGUGGCUUUUAAGUAUUUUAGAAAUGGCAUCAACAGGUAUAGAACUUUGUUUUAGGGUGUGUACAUUUUGGCAUGUUUGUUUUAAAAGACUCAUUACCUUUUAUUCAUAUCUUCUAUUAAGAUACUGAAAUCACUUUAAAGGAAGGGAAGUACUUCCUUUUUAAAAAAAAAUCUAGAUUUUACUUAGUCUCCUGAGAUUGGUUGCCAAAUUGGAAUCAGGCUGAGUAAAAUUUAUUCCCAGAGUAAAGUUAGAAACACAUGCAUAUUACAGUAAUAUACACUAUCAGGUUGUUAAGUAGCUGGUUUAAACCCUCAUUUCAGUUGGUUAAUUGCUUUUUAAAAAACCCCAAUAUUUGUAAUCCAUUGUUUUUGUGUCAGGCUAUAUGAAAUUUCUUAAAGUGCAGGGUAAUUACAUAUCUUACUACUUCAAAAAGAGAUCUAGUAUGUAAACACUUGAGGAUGUUUUUGAUUAAUUGUACGUGAUAUUUUCUGGAAGGUAUUUAAGAUGCCAAAUAUGAAACGUCCAUAUGGUAUGAUUAAAAUACUUGUGUACUGGUUUUGAAUUUUGUUCCUCUUCCCUCAGAGGAAAAAAAAGUUUCAAUUUAAUAUCUUUGAUAUUCUGUAGUUUUAAAAUACGAUAACCCUAAAGGAGUUGUGAAACAUGACUAACGAAGUUGUAGUGAAGAAUACAGGUAAAUUCACUAAAUAUUUACCAAAGAAGCUUCGUUAUAACAAGUCCAUUUCUAUACAUGGUAGAUGGCACAGGAUAAAACAAAUGGUUUUAGUAUUUGCACUGUAAAUUGUAUCCAUUUUGACCAUAUGGGUUUUUUUGUAAAGGAUGUGGUGAUACUUCUGGUUGAAGAAAAGAAUAAGAACUAAAUUAUAUUUCAGGAGUUUAUUGGGGUUCUAUUCUACUAUGAUGUGGACAUUUUAGUUCAUGACCCUUAGGAAUUCAAAUUUUAACCCAUUUGUGUCUUUUGUCAAAAGAAUUAUCUUGCUAUCUAUGUGAUCCUGGGCAGUUCCAUGAAUCUCGCCAGCCUUCUACUUAUUUAUAAAUUGUCGCGUUAGUAUAACUGUUACAUGAUCCUUUGAAGCUUGCAGAAAUUCUGUGCUUCAGAGCCUCAGCCUUCUUGCCAUUCAGCCUGGACAGCUCAUCUGUGCCGCUGCUGUUACCUCACAGCUCAGAGGCAGACAAGGUACAGAAACUUGGGGACCUGUUCCCAGCACAUGGUCACUAACAGUCCCUGCGUGUCAUCUGGGAUACUUGGUGUCCGUCAGUCCAGCGGUCCCCAGCCUUUUUGGCACUAGGGACCGGUUGCGUGGAAGACAAUUUUUCCACAGACCAGGGUCAGGGGCAUGGUUUCAGGAUGAUUCAAGCGCUUUACAUCUAUUGUACACUCUAUUAUUACAUCAGCUCCAUCUCAGAUCAUCAGGCAUUAGAUCCUGGAGGUUGGGGACCGCUGCGUUAGUCGACUCCUGAGCCUUUUGUUGAUGUUUGAGUGACCCCACAAGGAAUAUUCUGGAGUUUGAGUAGAAGCACUUUCACUUGAUGGUACUUUCACUUUCACUGGUGCCGAUUUGGAGGAAAAAUUAAAUAAUUAUGGCUCUGAAGCAUAUGCUGUUUUCAUAUCUUGUUUCAAGUUAAAGGAGAGGCAACAACAGACUAAGACUAUUAUGAAAUUUUAUUGCUUUUGAUGUUCUUGUAAGCAGAAUAGUACCAUUGGACUCACCGAGGUGAGGAUGGUGACAAAGCCAACAUAUUCUUUUUGUUUUAUUUACCAAGUAAGCAGAUUACCUGGAAUGCUGUAGAACUAUGGAAACUAGGAGCUUCCAUUUUUGAAACAGGCUGAGAGAGUCUUUUUCUAAUAUUCCAAAUAAGGUACAAAAUCAGCAAUGGCAUUUUUUGUUUUUUUGCAUCACAAAUAUUUGACCUAGAAAAAUGUUAUGUAUUGUGUGAUUACAAGUUAUUAAUACACAUAAACAUUAGCUUUUAAAGGUUAGUUUUUUCUAAGCAACUUUUUCGUAUGUGUCAAUGUCAGUUACGUGUGUACAGUAUUUUACAUAGUUAUAUAGAACAAUUUCAAAAAUAAAAUGAAUUUUUUUUUUUUUUAGUGUUCUUGUUUGGACUUCAGGAAAUUAGAUAUCCUGCUGGCAUUAAAAAUUCUUUCCUAAAUUAGUUUAUGAUAUUUCAUGGAAUCUCAUUAAAAGGCUUUUGUCAAGUAUUACAUAAAGUAAAUAAGCUUUUUAUAGAGGGAGAAAGACAGAAUUUCCAGUUGUUUUCACUGGUUGUGUUAUAUUCCCAGCAGGAAUAGUCAGUUCCUUUUUAGAAUCUUUUGUGCUGUCUCACGCUGAGUUUUUUAAGAGUAAUUUCAGGAGUGAAUACUGGUUGGUUUUUAUCAAAACAAGCAGACAAACAAAAAAGACAAAGCUCUUUACGUCAUAGUGAGAAUCAAUUUUGUGUUUGUAUAGGUAAUGUUUCUUCUUUAUUUUUAAGAGAUUAUUUACAUUCUAGUUGUUCUUCGUGAAAUAAUUUAAUAUCAAAACAGCAGGACACUUUUAUUUCGUUGACAUGGUUGCCAAAUUUAAUUUACUUGGAGGGGGAGCAGGCAGGCUAGUGGGUUUCCUUCGGGUUAAGUUAAACAUGCAUUUGCAAUAGGAAGACUUGUGGUGUCUGGCCUGGAACUUUCUUAGGCGAUAAGUUAAAGUGUUGUGCUUUUGCUUAGCUGCACAGAGCUGAGGAGUGUUUCUCCUCUGCAUGCCUUUCAUGAACUUCAAAGAGAAUCAUCCCCUUCAGGUUUUCAGUAUGAAGGGAGCAAAGUUCUCUUUUUAUUUUAACUCUUAUUCAGCUUUUGUGUCUAACUCUGCUGAUUUGUCUAUUUGAAAAGCACAAAAUGUCCUCCCAAAAAAAAUAUCCUCCAGUUUUUACUUGCUCAAGAAUACUUCCUGGAACAUAAUUCUAUUUAUGCUUUGAGUGGGGAGCACUAAAAUUAAGGGUCUAGUUUAUACCAAAUGUUUUGUUUUAUGUAUAUUGUAAUUCACAAUGAUCAGGGAAAUUGAUCACGAAAAUUAAGCAAAGGAGGAUAGAUUAAUAGCUGAAGGAGCUGAGUUUAAGUAAUAUGUUUUAACAGUUUUGUCAGACACAUUUUGAGAUUAAAAACUCUGAAGUAUUUUUCAUUUUUGACCAAGAGGUGAGCAUUAUUACAUUAAAAUUGAGUAGAAUAACUUAAAUUAUUAUGUGUAGUAUCUUUUGAAAGUCAUAUUUCUAAACCUUUUUAUAUCUAGUAAUUCACAUGUUUAUUAGUCAAAUGCUGUGUAUAACUCUUUUUUUUUCUAGAUAUUUAUUCCAAGAGCUGUGGUUUGAGAAAUGUAAAAUUCUAUACAGAAUGAAAUCAACUGAAGAGAAACCUUAAGACUGGUUGUGGUUCUCACAGAUAAUUCCUAUUUAUUGGAUUUAAAAUUUUGUAACUUUGAUGACCUGGAGCUCAGAGUACAGGGAAUUUUGCUGUUGGUCAUUUAUGUGUCCUAAAAAUCACUAUGCAGCAUGCAUUACUACACGAUAAAAAAAGCCUUAGAGUUUAUGGGAAAACCCCAUUAGAGGCACAACAUUGCAGAGCAUCUGCAAUAACAUACUUAAGAAUGAAGAUAGGAACCUAAUAUAAAUAGUAGCACUGUUUCAUAUGUUAAAUGGUUUACGAAGACAUGAACAUUACAGUAAAUAUGAUGCUUUACCUUGACAAAGACCUAACGUGAGCCUUUGGGAGUAGAUAUGGAAAGGAUUUAUUUGUGGAUUAACACGCAGAUGGGCAUAGGGACUGCUAGAGUAGGAGAGCGGGCUGUGACACCAGAUCUGGGUAAGGGUGACUCAGCCCUGGGUGAGCUGAGGGUGCUUGCUGGUGGUGGGGUGAGGCGUGCCCGCAUGUGGGUUUUGCCUGUCUCUGCAGCUGUUUUGCAUGUUCCUGUGUGACUCAGUUUAUCUGGGUGCAUCUUCUGCAUUUCACCUACUGUUUCUCCUGGACAGAGCCACGCAAACUGAAAUUUGCAUUUUGCUCACGUUGUUCCUCAAGUGUAUCACCUUCUGCAACAAGUUUUUGUUUUCCAAAGAGCAGUUAUGUCUAUACUGACUCUCAAAGUCAUUGAGAGAUGGAGGAUGAGUGGCUAGUCACCAUUUAUGUCUAACUUGAAAAUGUUUUUAAGGGAUGGAAAAGAAUCAGAUAUAUCUAGGAUGUAAAAUGUUCUUUCCUCUUUACAAGGUAGAAAGAAUCCCAGUAGAGCAUGUGAGCACGUUCAGAUUCAAAGAACUGUGUUUUGCUGAAGUACAAUCUGUGAGAUUAUAUGACUGACAACGCUGCCGUCUCCCUCCAAAAAAAAGAGAAAGAAAAGAGGAAAAGAAAACCAUCAUUUUCGGAGUUAAAUGGGCAAGGCCAUCGGGCCAUUAUUUCCACUGAUUUUUUUGAAAAUUAACUAUUGAUUUUACUUUCAGUUGGCUGACUUUUGAGUAAUGUACCAGGCUUUCCAGGUUUACUGCAUUCUAAAUUUUUAUAUUUCAUAGCACUUAGUAGAUAUUUAUUUAAAUAAUUUCAUAAAUCAGGAGACGCAAAUGCAAGUCAUUUAUAGGUUCAUUUUGACAUCAGAGUUUUGUUUUCUUGGACAAAAUUGCUCCAUUUCUUUCUAAAGCAUGCUGUGUUGGUGAGUGAGCCUCCUAGGGGUAAUAUCUCUUGUCAGUCACAUUUUCCACCCUGGUGUAUUGCAUUAACUUUCCCUGGUCCUCAGCUUUAUCAUCUAUAAAAUGAGAGAAUUAUGUCUUCUUAAGUUCUGUUCCAGCUGCUGUUCCUGCAGUGAUGUAAAGAAGCAGUGUCACUUUAAUUUUAUUUAUUAAACAAGCACUUGCAUUGUUCUUACUGUGGAAUGUGUACCACUCUUAAGUGCUUUUCAAAUCACUCAUUUAAAGUGGACUGAUGGAGAGAGGAAACCAAGGCAGAGAGUUUGGUAAUUUACUCAAGGUUGUCCAGCCAGAUGGGGGCAAGGCUGGGGCUCAAAGCUAAGUAAAGUUUGUGCUCUUACUCAUCAGCUUGUCUUUAAAACGAUGAUUCACUUUCUAAUGUAUGGAAACUCCAGAAGCUACAGGGGAGAAUGAGGCAGCCCCUGCUCUCCAGAAUCCACAUGAAGGGAGAAUUUUGUACUCUGUGUGUGUGUGUUUAUGUCCCACAGAAGAACUCUAAAGUAAACACUUGUUGGUGAGACUGCUUCAUUAGAAUGUAAAAAUAACACAUUUUCAGGUUAAGUAAUUGGUUCCAAGCUUCCAACUGGCUUAUUUAAGAUUAUUUAAAUAAACCACAGGGUUCCAGUUAGAUGGUGAUAAGCUUGGUGAAACUCUAGAGUACUGUGGAAACAUGAUAGCUAAAAGGCUGACUUACUUGAUACCUAAGAUUAAUCAUACUAUGUGUAGAAAUUAGAAUAGUUAUGUGGAAACAUUGAGGUUUUCAGUCAACCCAAACCCCUUCUAUGUAUAUUAAUAUGAACUUCUCGUUAAUGGGAGAUUCCUAAUAAUGGAAUCUUUUUCAUAUUUUUAUCUGUAUUGUACCUAGAACAAUAUCUUUUCCACUGUACUCAAAUGUUGAGUAAGUGAUCACUUCAGUAUUACAGUAAGCACGAUGAGUCUCUGGAGAGCUCUGUGUCCCUGUGGGGGCCUGCCAGAAAGUCAGAUUAUACACAGGAGGUCAACUAAACAGGAUUUUGCAAAAUAACUCCUUACCUGAAGACUGAAGGAGCCAGCAAGGGAAGUGGAGGCAUCCUUUACUGUCAGGACCUCUGAGUCAAGAGGGCAAAAGUGUGAAGUGGAAAAUGGAAUUCAGCAGAUGUUUUGAGUACCAGGGAGAUCUAACAAUGAGAGACCUGUUAUGAUGAUGUGUGUAGUACUCACCACGCUUCCCAGCUUCAGCUUUUCUAUAGCAGUGACUGAGGUUCAAAAGAAUAUUAAUGGUUCCACUGGUAUCUUACCGGAUAUGUUACCUGACCUGCCAGUCUCCCUAGUUCUGACUUGCUUGAUUGUGGUUGAUAUUAUUGAAAAACUCAGGAUAUAUCCUCUUAGAGGUAACGAAGACAGGCACAUCCAUACGACCAAUUUGCAACAAAUAAGAACUGUGACACGUGAAGCGAAGCAAAAUGAAGAAAACGCGACUCGCCCACAGCCAGCCAACAGGACCCACUUGUCGCGGCCACUAGGAGGUGCCACAGGGAGCUCCUCUCCUGAACUAGAGGGACCCCAGGAGCCCACCUUUGAGUGGGGAAUCCUGAGAAGGCUGUCCCAACAGGACGUGCGUGCGGAGAUCUUCCUCGGGAGCUUUCUGCUGUGGGCCGACACCAUAGAAAUGGUACGGGUGGCCGGGCACCCCAGGGUGUACAAGUCAGGCUGGGUGUACGCGGUCUACAUCUUCAGUUACAUUUCUCUUCUUCGAAUGACACUCACUCCCCGGAACCCGCUUCUGAAUUGCCUUGGCAUCCUUCUCCAGGAUCUACCUUUUAUCUUUGUUAGACUGAGUUUAAUCAUUGUCCUGGGAACAAUCACACCUGUAUUGGGUCUGUGUAAAAAUGUGCUGGUGACUCUGUCUUAUGUUUACUUCAAUUACUUAACCGGUUUCAGGAUGUUCUCAACCUUUGAGAGGUCUUUUUAAAGAGAAAAUGUCCUAUAGUCAAACCUCUUUUUUAUGCACAUGCAUACAUUUGUGAUCUUUUUGCAGGGCAGGCAUAUGUUAUUUUGCACUCUAAGAAGAAAUGAAGAAAUAGAUGCUAGAGAAAAAACUAUUUUUAAAAACUAUAACGUGUCAAUUUUUAACAUGUAUGCAAAUGGUGCUAAAUGUAAGCAAAGUUGUUGUCUUUUAAGUUGGUUCCCCUAGAUUUGUAGAAAAUGUCAGUAGUUAAUUUUGUUAUGUAUUCUGCACUUUUUCUAAAAGUACACUUCAGUAAAGCAUCUUAAAAAAUGAGAACAUGUCUUCCUACUAAGUUAGUCCAAGAAUGAGAUUUUUUUUAUUGUUGACAGAGAGGGCAUUACAAGAAUUAGUUAAAAUUAAUUUUAGGAAAUAAGCCUGUUAUUAUUAAAUAAGUUUAGAUUCUAUCAGUACUUUUAACAAAUUGACCCUGAGGGAUGGAAUGGGGAGGGAGGUAGAAGGGGGGUUCAGGAUGGGGGACACAUGCACACCCAUGGCUGAUCCAUGUGUUUUUUUAAAAAAAUUGAAUUGUUUUAGAGUCUCUCUCCUUCAGACAUGUAAUUGUUCUUCAUUCCUCUGUGGCAAGAGAUUUUUAUGUAAUUAGUUGAUUUCAGCAGAGAAAGCAAUUUAAUUUUAUAGACAUUUGAUUCAAUUUAAUGUAAUGAAGUUAAGGUAAGAUCUAGAUAAACUUUUAUAAUAGGAAGCCACUAAUUGAAGAGGGAAAUUUCAAAGUAAAAGAAUAUUGAUUUGUGGAAUUUGAUACCAUCAUGAAAGCAAGGUGCAAGUCCUGUUUAAAGUUAGAAGUUCAACUUACAAAUGUAACAGCAAGUGCAUUAGUGUCUUAUGUGAUAAUAUAGAAUAGUUAUCUUGACAUUAAAUAAUUAUAUAUG
Odocoileus virginianus texanus is the source of this 8213-nucleotide messenger RNA. Lineage: Eukaryota; Metazoa; Chordata; Mammalia; Artiodactyla; Cervidae. The record is from RefSeq and is a predicted model, not a curated record.